AUGGAGACGGCGUCGCCGUCUUUCGUCUCGAAAGCUAGAACCGCCUUCAAUUCCGCCGCGGCUAAAGCGGAGCGCGUCUUCACUGAUCUCAAAUCCGAUCGAGAGGCGGAGAAGCAAUCAGCGAGGAAUGAGAAUGACUCUAAGGAGGAAGAUGAAGUGAAGCAUCAAGGAUGGAGAACUGCACAUAUUAGAAAAAAGCAAGAGUGGCACAAUAAACUGAAGAACUUAAGAAUUGGGAGGAAAGAAGUCGAAGAUCAAGAGAAAGUUGAGGAUUCAGCCAUGGCUGCCCCUUUUUAUGACGAAAAUUUAUUCAUUCUCAAAGCGAAGCAAGAACAGGAAGCCAAGGCAUCUGAUGUCGGCUGCUUGGUAGAAUCUCUAAAUGCUGUUGAUGUGAGCAGCAUUCCUCCGGCAUCCAUUGUGAAGCAGCUAGCUGUAGCAAUAGAAGCUGGAAAAAGGGCUAAGACUGUGAAAGACUUUGUUGCAUCGUCUGGAAGUUCAUCACCAGUGAGGGAGAGGGGGGCAUUGAGCCUCUCUGCGGUGAAAUUGCUGGUUCUUGGUGAAAAAGAGGAUAAGCUUGGUUUUGAUUCAGGAGAUGAGGACAAAAUUGUUUCUCUAAUAAAUGCCUUGUUUAAUGUUGAUGGUAACUUCCUCAGCAGAAUGAUUGUAUCUGAUUUGGAGUCUCCUAACAACAGAGCUUCAUUCGCAAAAGAUAUUCAUGCUGCUCCUCCUGGUAGCUUUGUUGUUAAGCUAGCUGAAGUAAUUGGAAGUUUUACAACAACAAAGAGAAUGGCUUUGUUCUGGUGCAGGGUUGUUGAUGAAUUAAGGAGAUUUUGGAAUGAAGAGAAGCACAUACCAUGGAUACCUCUGGAUGAGAAGCCAGAUUUAAAAAGUUGCCUACUUCACCAAUGGUUACAGGUUCUAAACUGCUGUCUCGCUAGGAAAGCGCACUACUUAGCUGCUUCUGAAGAAUUAGAUGCUGUAAUGAGGCAAGCCAAUUCAGUCAAUGAAGGGUCGGACGUUUCAGAAACAAUGGGUUCUCCAGUUUCUCUUUUGUAUGCUAAAAGUAACACCGGCGAACCCAUACUCCGCCUAGGUAUUCAUCACCAAGUUGAGAACUUAACAAUGUUGGAGACUGGUGAACCUGUGUAUGCCCCGACAACACAGGAAGGUCCGCUGUUGACGGAAGAUCUUAUCAGAGAAACAGAGGAACUAGUACUUCGAACAGGGAGCAUGGGGGCUGGAUGUUCUCAACUCUUGUCUGACAUGCAGGCCUUUAAGGCAGCAAAUCCUGGGUGUAUUUUGGAAGACUUUGUGAGAUGGCACUCGCCUCCAGACUGGACCGAAAAUGAUACCUCUUCUGGAGAUGACUCUUCGCCCCUACGAGGUCAAUUAAGUACCCGUAUGCAAAAAGAAGGUAAUUUAUGGCGCGAGCUGUGGGAAACAGCUAAACCACUGCCUGCCGUUAAACAAGCACCUCUCUUUGAUGAAGACUUAGCUGUGGAAGGAAUCUUGAAUUCUUUGGAAGACAUUCCAGCCGCCGAACUUUUUGAGCAGCUAUUUAUUACGCUUCUUGCUCUGGGAUUUGUGAUGCUGGAGCCUCUAAUAUCCACAAACGAUGACUUGUCAAAGCUUUUCUUCGAAUGCAAGGAUUAUGUGGUGGCCACUUGUCAGGGAGGCGCAUGGGCCGAUAGACUUGAUGAUCUCUGCCAGGUCUAUGAAACUGUGGAAACAAUGUUAUUACGUCCAGAAGAAGUCUUGAGAUCAAUGAAACAAACAGAGGACUCGCCAUCAAGCGGAAGCGAAACAAAACGCCGGUUCAAGCGGCUCGGUUUCAUCUUCCGUGGUAAAGAACGAAACCAGAAAAGAGUACCAUCAGAAACUGAACAGAAAAGUACCGAACCUAGCCCUCGCCAAUCGUUCUCUAGCCUUUUUGAUGGCAAGUCGUCUCUGUUUGCAAAGAGACCUCCUAAACCUGAAAAUGGGACUCUUAGAUUAGGUGCGAUGAUGUUGCGUGCUGUCAUAAGGAGAGCUUCCUGUAGAGGCUCUUCUGCUUCGGGAUUGGGAAAAUCACUGCAAUCUUCUCGUGUUGCAGCGUCUGCACAAAGCUUUCAUUCUGUUACAGCACCAGAGACGCUGGUGCCUCGUGGAAGCCAUGCUCGUAGCUUCCAUCAUCGUUCUUGUCCAGGGUGUUCAGAGUGCUCAAGGACUGUUUUCACCAGUUACCAAGGCACAGCCCUGCAAAGAUGGGUCAGGCCUUUUUCAUCUGAUAGUGGGGAUGUUGUGGAGGCUGUAGUGCCUCACAUGGGUGAAUCAAUCACUGAUGGAACCAUUGCCAACUUUCUGAAGAAACCUGGUGAUAGAGUAGAAGCUGAUGAGGCUAUUGCACAAAUUGAAACUGACAAGGUGACAAUAGAUAUUGCUAGCCCAGCAAGUGGUGUGAUCAAAGAGUUUCUAGUCAAGGAAGGAGAUACUGUAGAACCGGGAAACAAGAUAGCUAUCAUUUCAAUGUCUGCUGAUUCUCAUGUUGCCCCCUCAGAAAAGAUACCAGAGAAACCUGCUCCCAAGCCUUCUCCUCCUGCUGAGAAGCCCAAAGUUGAAAGUACUAAAGUUGCGGAGAAACCCAAGGCACCAUCACCGCCACCUCCAUCUAAGCAGUCAGCGAAAGAACCGCAGCUGCCUCCUAAGGAUAGGGAAAGACGGGUUCCUAUGACAAGACUUCGCAAGCGGGUGGCGACUAGGUUGAAGGACUCUCAGAACACUUUUGCGCUACUGACAACUUUCAAUGAAGUUGAUAUGACUAAUCUGAUGAAGCUCCGAUCUCAAUACAAGGAUGCAUUUUUUGAGAAGCACGGAGUGAAGUUGGGGCUUAUGUCUGGUUUCAUUAAAGCUGCUGUUAGUGCUCUUCAGCAACAACCAGUAGUUAAUGCAGUUAUUGAUGGAGAUGAUAUCAUUUACAGAGACUAUGUAGAUAUCAGUAUCGCCGUUGGUACCUCUAAGGGUCUUGUGGUUCCAGUCAUAAGAGGUGCUGACCAAAUGAACUUUGCUGACAUAGAGAAAACGAUAAACUCUCUUGCUAAGAAGGCUAAUGAAGGAACCAUAUCAAUCGACGAGAUGGCUGGAGGAUCAUUCACAGUAUCCAAUGGUGGUGUCUAUGGAAGUCUCUUAAGCACUCCUAUCAUCAACCCUCCUCAGUCUGCUAUUCUUGGAAUGCAUUCGAUUGUGCAACGUCCAAUGGUUGUGGGAGGAAGCGUAGUGCCGAGGCCAAUGAUGUACGUCGCGCUGACCUAUGAUCAUAGGCUAAUUGAUGGAAGAGAGGCUGUGUAUUUCUUGCGCCGUAUCAAGGAUGUUGUGGAAGAUCCUCAGAGGCUUCUUCUGGACAUAUGA
Molecule: messenger RNA, 3384 nt
Organism: Arabis nemorensis
Lineage: Eukaryota; Viridiplantae; Streptophyta; Magnoliopsida; Brassicales; Brassicaceae
Source: the annotation of a GenBank genome assembly